GUUAUGCUUAGGCGGAACGCUUCUAAGAGGAGCGCGGGAGCUGAGAAGUGGAGGGUCGGUUAAGUCCCCGAGAGGCCUAGAAGAUAUUGUUACGCUCUCGGGUUCUCGUUGGGAGAGCGGGAGCUGCUUCCCCACGAGCUUCCUGUCCUAACCGUCUGCUACCUCGCAGUGCCUCCCUGCCUCCCACGUGCCCAGGCUCCUAAUUUCAGAGAAGAUGACAGAGGAACUGGAUCUCAUGGGACACGACUCCGAUGGGGGUAGUGAGGAAGUGGUCCUAACUCCUGCAGAGCUCAUUGAAAGGCUGGAGCAGGCCUGGAUGAAUGAAAAGUUUGCCCCUGACCUGCUGGAAAGCAAGCCUGAAAUUGUAGAGUGUGUGAUGGAACAGCUAGAUCACAUGGAAGAAAAUCUCAGGAGAGCAAAGAAGGGGGACCUGAAGGUCAGUAUCCAUCGAAUGGAGAUGGAGAGGAUCCGCUAUGUCCUGAGCAGCUACUUGCGGUGUCGGCUCAUGAAGAUAGAGAAGUUUUUCCCUCAUAUCCUUGAAAAGGAGAAAACACGCCAUGAGGGGGAGCCUUCUAGCCUUUCUCCAGAAGAGUUUGCCUUUGCCAAAGAGUACAUGGCUAACACAGAGACCUACCUAAAGAAUGUUGCCUUAAGGCAUAUGCCUCCUAAUUUACAGAAGGUGGACCUCUUGAGAUCAGUUCCCAAACCGGAUCUAGAUUCAUAUGUGUUUCUAAGAGUGAAAGAACGACAAGAAAACAUAAUGGUAGAACCAGAAACAGACGAACAGAGGGACUAUGUGAUUGACUUAGAGGAAGGCUCACAGCACUUGAUCCGAUAUAAAACCAUUGCACCCCUGGUCGCUUCUGGAGCAGUACAGCUAAUUUAAAACCAAAAAUAAAUAAGCAAGAACGAAGACAUGGAACGUUAGAGAAAAUAUUUAUACACUCCUCAUAUCACUUUGUGCCUAAAGACAGACUUUUCUCAACAGUGCUGUGGAUCACUUGGGCACUAAGAGAGGUGCUCAUGGCAGGAUCCCUAACUUGCUGCAUAUCUGAACUUUUUUGCCAUUUUAGCCAGAAUCAGCAGAUGGGGCCAUUGCUCUGUUGAUUCUGCACACUGGGCAAGUUCAUGGAGACUCGCACUUUGUGCACCUUUUCCCUUCGUGGUAUGUUUUUGACUAAGGAAAAUGAGGCAAAGGUUGUUCCUAAAAAGGCAUCACUAUUAGGGGACCAUAGUUAGCCCUGACCUGAUACUGGUAGGAGAAUCCAUUUAACCUUCCUAGUAGGAAGAGUGUAAAUAGAUUAAAGAAAACAACUGUGGUCGUCUUCUGAUAUGUCACUAAAAUUGUGUAAACUGACUUUUUGGAACCUCUAACGUGGAAUUUAAGACCAGUUUCUGUCAUUCUUAACUAAGAGUCACAACCAAACCAAUAUCCAUUAUUAAGUUUUGGUUUUGUGGAAAAAGAAACGUCGGACAGUUCUCAGUUUGUAGUCUAAUGCAGUAUGUUCUCCCUGCUGGUGACCUGCAGCCUCCCUGUGUCUCAGGCAGCUUCGCCAAGCCAGCCUGCAGACCAUCUGGCCAUCCUUGGCCAAGGCUCUGUUAGCAGAGCAACAUUAAUAUCUUAUAUUAUGACCUUAGUGGCAGCUUUUCUUUUUUAAGCUCUUCACAUUUCUCAAGGAAAAUGGAUGAAAUUAAACUAAUGUGAAUGGAGACUAUCACCAUGAUAUGUGAAGGAGGGAUGCGAACAAUGAAUGAAUCGUCUUUCUUUGAAACAUAAUAAAAAACAGCCUUUGUUCCAGUC
Molecule: messenger RNA, 1801 nt
Organism: Pteropus alecto (black flying fox)
Lineage: Eukaryota; Metazoa; Chordata; Mammalia; Chiroptera; Pteropodidae
Gene: GINS4
Product: GINS complex subunit 4
Exons: 8
Coding region: 215-886 (223 amino acids)
Biological process (GO): DNA-templated DNA replication; double-strand break repair via break-induced replication
Cellular component (GO): GINS complex
Source: RefSeq, a predicted model, not a curated record